AUGGAAGAUGACACCCGCCCCACUCUGACAGUGUUGCCCCCCUCCAUUAAGGAGCUGGAGAAUGGGAAGGCCACAUUAACAUGUCUGGCCAACAAGGGCUUCCCCUCAGACUGGACUCUGUCCUGGAAGGUGGAUGGAAGAAGCAGCAGUGACGAGGAGGAGAGCAGGAGCCCUGGUGUGCUGCAGAGUGACGGCCUGUAUAGUUGGAGCAGCACCCUGAAGCUCUCUACAUACCAGUGGAUGAAGGAAAAGGAGCUGAUAAUGAGGGAGGUGAGAGGAGAAGGAGGCUUGAAGGGAGACAACAGGGUCUUUCUGAGCCAGAGCCCUAGCACGGAGGCGAAGCACCCCCGAACCCCAAGCCCCCACGCCUGCCCCGGAUCCACUCAGGGGCAGCCAGGCUACCAGGCCAAGUCAGAGAGCCGUGUCUCUCUACAGUCAGAGGUUUUUGUACGGCGGCUCAAUGAGUUUGUAUCACUGUGGUACACGUUCGGUGGAGGAACCAGACUGGAUGUUAACUUGGGUCGAGUCCCCCCCUCCCUGACCGUGCUGGCGCCCUCUAGUGAGGAGCUGCAGCAGGGGAAGGCUACAGUCAUGUGUGUGGCCAACAAGGGCUUCCCCUCAGACUGGAGGCUGUCCUGGAAGGUGGAUGGAAGAAGCAGCAGUGGAGAGGAGAGCAGGAGCCCCGGGGCGCUGCAGAAUGACGGCCACUACAGCUGGAGCAGCACCCUGAGGCUCCCUGCAGACCAGUGGGAGAAGGUGGGCUCUGUGACCUGUGAGGCCACCCAGGGCUCCCACACUCCACUCUCACAGACUCUGAUGACAGACCAGUGUUCCCAGUCCUGAGCUGAGUCACUGGGACUCUGAUACUGGCUUUAGUCUGCAGCUUCUCUCAGUCUGCUCCCUCUGUGUCUGUAUUGCUUUGAUAGUUUUCAUGUUUUCAUGCUUGUGGCACUGUUGAUGGUUUUAAUACUUCAAAUAAAAACUGAGGUCUUCAAA
Messenger RNA from Pelmatolapia mariae (spotted tilapia), 996 nucleotides. RefSeq lists its product as uncharacterized. The record is from RefSeq and is a predicted model, not a curated record. NCBI's taxonomy places the organism in Eukaryota, Metazoa, Chordata, Actinopteri, Cichliformes, Cichlidae. Gene Ontology annotation, biological process: antibacterial humoral response; complement activation, classical pathway. The transcript has 5 exons. Gene Ontology annotation, molecular function: antigen binding; immunoglobulin receptor binding. Bases 1 to 843 code for a protein of 280 amino acids. Gene Ontology annotation, cellular component: blood microparticle; extracellular exosome; immunoglobulin complex, circulating.